Messenger RNA from Scophthalmus maximus (turbot), 2295 nucleotides. RefSeq names its product homeobox B6a (gene hoxb6a). Gene Ontology annotation, molecular function: RNA polymerase II cis-regulatory region sequence-specific DNA binding; DNA-binding transcription factor activity, RNA polymerase II-specific. Gene Ontology annotation, cellular component: nucleus. NCBI's taxonomy places the organism in Eukaryota, Metazoa, Chordata, Actinopteri, Pleuronectiformes, Scophthalmidae. The coding region runs from base 405 to 1241 and encodes 278 amino acids. Gene Ontology annotation, biological process: anterior/posterior pattern specification; regulation of transcription by RNA polymerase II. The transcript has 2 exons. The record is from RefSeq and is a predicted model, not a curated record.
CUCGCCCUCUCUCUCUCUCCCUCUCUCUCUCUGUCCCAUACUGGCACUCAGCCACCCAGAUACCCCCACCCACCCCCUGUCGUCUCACCCUCAGCCUCCUCACCCCCUCCUCCCAAUCUGUGAUAAACUAAGUGAUAGCAGCAGCCCGUCGGACUGUCGGCUAUAAAACACAACAAAUCAUAAAGUGCAGGCAGGGGAAGGCAGAGGCAGGAGGAAGGGAGGGAGAACCGUUAGCCGUUAGCCGUUAGCCUCCAUCUACUCCUCCUUCUUCUUCAUCGCCGAACGUUGUUGUUGUGUUUGUUUCGUUCCCUCCUGUCCUCCCCUUUCCUCUUCUUCUCCUCUCCUCUCCUCUCCUCUCCGCCGCUCUUCUCCUCCUUUUCUCUUGUCUUCCACACUUUCUCCCGAUGAGCUCCUAUUUUGUCAACUCCUCUUUCCCGGUGACACUACCGGGUGCGGGUGGAGGCGCCCAGGCGGCGGAGUCGUUCCUGGGUCAGAUCCCGCUCUACUCGUCGGGAUACGCCGCCGACCACCCGCUCAGGCACUACCCGGGGGCAGCAGCCGUUACCGCUGCCGCGGCCGUGGCUUACGGCGCGAGCGGAGUGCACCAGGAGAAACCCUACACUGCGUCCAGCUACUACCAGCAGGCGGCCAACGGAGUGUAUGGCGGGCACCGGGCGGCGGUGGCGGCGGCGGCGGCGGCGGCGGCGGGUGCGACCGGAGCCGGCGCCUGCGACUACGCCACGGCGGCUGCGGCUGCAGCGGCAGCCACGAGUUUCUACCGGGACAAGGAGCACCCGUGCAGCCUGGAGGAACACCAGCUCGCGCUGAGCCAGGACGGCAUGCACCGCAAAGCGGAGUGCGCGGGGCUGAGUGGCAAGGGGCUGUUCGGUGAAACGAUGGACGACAAACACGCGGCGUCUGCCCCCGUUUAUCCGUGGAUGCAGCGAAUGAACUCGUGCAACGGGACCUUCGGUAGUCCCGGGAGGCGCGGCCGACAGACGUACACGCGCUACCAGACGCUCGAGCUGGAGAAGGAGUUCCACUUCAACCGGUACCUGACGCGGCGGCGGCGGAUCGAAAUUGCGCACGCUCUCUGCCUCACGGAGCGGCAGAUCAAGAUCUGGUUCCAAAACCGCAGGAUGAAGUGGAAGAAGGAGAACAAGCUGAUCAACUCAUCCUCUUCCUCCUCGUCGUCCUCCACGGUGAACGGUGCAGAGGAAGAGGAGAAACGGACGGACUGAAAGAGAGGAUGAUGAAAGAAUAUAUAAACUGAUGUAAGAAACGUAAAAAGAGGAAGAGGAGGAUGGAUGCGAGGACAUGCCUGUUGAUUCCUCCCCGCUCCAAUCGCAAAGUUCGUCCAGACGUGUCUGGUGUGAAAACUCUGUUAAAAAAAGUAGACAACAUUUCCUUCCUUUUUUUUUCUUUUUUCUUUUUUACCUGAGGAGGGAUGAGGGAAGAAAGAGGGAGAAUAGAAGUCCCAUCUAUUGCAUCCGACUUCUUCUUUGGGCUGUGUCUGCCUCUCUGUCUAAUACUGGGAAAUACUUUUGAGGGAGAAGGAGCCGCCAGACUCUGGAAAGUUCAUCAGAAAACGAGAGGAAAGACAGAGAAAUGGCGUCAUAAAAAAAGAGAAAGAGGGCGACGGUGUGGCAGGCGAUGGCAUUGUGUUACAGAAGACAAAAAAAUACAGCAACCGAAUGGUGACGAGUUGUCCGCAGACACGAGGUCUUGUUGCAUUCCAAGAAAAAAACAUAACUUUUUAGUAUUUUAGUUUUUAUUUUAUUUUAUUUUAUUGUUUGUGUUAAAUGUACUUGCGAUCUGUCAGGCACUUGCUGUGAAGCUUCGGGACUCGGAACCCCCCCUCCCCCCCCCUCAGCCCCUCACCCCCAAACCAAAUUAUCUUAUUUUGUAAACUUGUCGUGUGUAUUCUACCUUCAAACAAGCCCACACACACAACACGGGGGCUAUGUGAGAAAGUGUGUCUGUCAUAACGGUGUUCAUAUUUAAGCUGUAUAGAAAUAAGCGAGGAGAAAUCACCGUCUAAGGUGAAAGGAUGUAAUUGGGGGUGGAGGGGUAAUUUAACCUGUCCACCUGUUUUACUUUUCCAGUAUUUGAUGGGGAGGAGUGGGCGGGGUGGGACGGGGUUUAGCCUACUGAUGUUAUUCGCCAAACUACCUAAAACGUUCAGGAAAAUGUAUAUUUUAAGGAUUUUUACAUUGAUUGUUUAUGUUAAUGUCUCUGUCAAGUAAUUGCGUAUUAUACUACCUAUGAGAAAUCCUCAAUAAAAUGUAAACAAAC